Messenger RNA from Dichomitus squalens LYAD-421 SS1, 195 nucleotides. RefSeq lists its product as uncharacterized. The transcript has 2 exons. NCBI's taxonomy places the organism in Eukaryota, Fungi, Basidiomycota, Agaricomycetes, Polyporales, Polyporaceae. The annotation marks the transcript as partial. The record is from RefSeq and is a predicted model, not a curated record.
AAGAUCGAACCCAGCGCUUUCUCUUCAGGCACGAUCAUUGAAGACCUCAUCAACGACAUGGAAAUGCUCUUUGCUGCUCGUUUCGCACGCGGAGACAAGAAGAGAGCAAUGGCUCGUUUGCGUGGUGGCUCACAACAUACCAGCCAUCACUUCAGCACUUUCCGCACAGGUAUGGCGCUUGGACUCGCUGUACCA